AUGGCCAUUGCUGAGGAAGAGGAGGCUGACCAGGAACCCCUUGAAGGAGUCCCCCUGGAAUACCACCAAUAUGCCAAGGUAUUUGGGGAGGAAGAAUUCAACAAACUUCCCCCUCACCAGCAUUACAACAUUGGCAUUGAGCUCACAGAAGAGGGUCCCCUCAAUUCCCCCCUUUACAGCAUGACAGAUGCCAAAUUUGCCACCCUUAGGGACUGGCUCAGGGAUGAAUUGAAGGCAAGAAAAAUCUGUCCCAGCAAAUCCUCCAUCAGCUCCACUGUGAUGUUUGUACCAAAAAAGGAUGGAUCCUGCCAAUUGGUUGUUGACUACCAUUGCUUGAAUAACCAGACAAAGAAAAAUGUAUACCUGCUACCCUGUCCUGAUGACCUCAUGGCCCAGCUUUGUGGCGCCAAGGUCUUCACCAAACUAGACCUGAGAUGGGGUUACAACAAUGUCUGCGUUAAAGAAGGCAACAAAUGGAAAACCACCUUCUGCACAAAGUAUGGCCUCUACAAAUCCCUAGUCAUGACCUUUGGACUAACCAAUGCACCAGCAGCCUUCCAGCAUUUCAUGAACAAGUUAUUCAAGGAUCUAUUGGAUGUCUGCAUCAUUAUUUACCUUGACAAUAUCCUGAUAUACUCAAAGGACAACAUGUCACACACACAACACAUUCACAAAGCUUCCAAGUGCACUUUCCAUGUUACAUUGGUGGAAUACCUGGGAAUAGUUGUGUCAGACAAGGGAUUUAUCCUGGAUAAGCUCAAAAUCCAGGCUGUCCAGGAAUGGCCCAUGCCAGCCAAGGUCAAGGAAGUCCAAUUGUUCUUAGGAUUUGCCAACUUCCUCUGUUGUUUUGUUGCCAACUUUAGUCACACAGCUAGGCCCUUACACAACCUGGUUAAAAGGGAUGCACUGUGGAAAUGGGAAGCAAGCAAACAGGCUGCAUUCCAAGGACUAAAGGACGCCAUUUCCAGUGCACUGGUUCUCUGUGAUGUGGACCCCUCCAAGCCCUACUUCUUGGAAACAGAUGCUUCAGGAGCCACCCUUGGUUCCAUACUAAGUCAACGCCAGGAAGAUGGACACCUACACCCCCUGGGAUUUCUAUCAGAAUCUUUCAAAGGGGCAGAACAAAACUACAACACACACAAUAAGGAACUAUUAGCAAUCAUCCGUUCCUUUGAGUACUGGUGUAUAUUCUUGGAAGGCACCCUACAUCCUAUUGCAGUCUUCAUGGAUCACCGCAACUUGGAAUACUGGAAGGAGUCCCAGACCUUCAACUGCCGCCAUGCACAAUGGCACCUCCUACUUGCAGGCUACAACUUCCAAAUUGUCUAUUGCCCAGGAAAACAAUCCAGCAAACCAGACACCUUGUCACACCAUUCUGAUCACGCCAACAUACCACCUGCCAAUCAAACCAUGCUCCCAGACCCUGUCUUUGCCAACAUGGCCCUUGUGUUACCAGAAAAAGAACUACAUUGCCAAAUUGAGGCAUCCUUAGACCAGGAUGAAUCUUUGGAAGAAAUCCUUCAAUUCCUCCAAAACAAGUCCAAGGCCCCACAGUCCAUCAAAAAGGCAUUUAAUGAUUACAACAUGGAGGCAGGGUUGCUCUUCUAUCAAGGGCAAAUAGUAGUUCCCAACAUAGGCACCCUGAAGACAGACUUACUUUGCAUCUUCCACAAUAGCCCCUUGGCAGGACACCCAGGCAGACAACGGACUCUUGAACUUGUCUCCCAAGGCUACUAUUGGCCUGGCAUCCAUGCAGAUACCUACUGGCAUGUAGACUCUUGCAAAAUGUGCCAAUGCAUCUGUAAAGCCAAAUACACACCCAUACCCCUGCAACCACUCAAAAUCCCAUCCAGACCAUGGCAACACGUGUCAUAUGACAUGAUUGUUGACUUACCAAAGGAUGGAAAUAACAAUUCCAUCCUGGUAAUAGUAGACAGCUUCACUAAGUACAGGAUAUUUGUCAAGUGCUCAAAGAAACUAAAGGCACCCAAACUAGCGGAACUAUUCCUGGAAAAUGUAUGGAAACAUCAUGGCAUGCUGGAGAAGACCAUAUCCAAUCAAGGACAGGUCUUCAAUAACAAAUUCCUGAAGGCACUGUACAAACGCCUGGGAAUAGAUCCCCAUUUCUCCUUGGCAUACCACCCCCAGAGUGACAGGCAGACAGAACAGGUCAAUCCCUCUAUAGAACACUUCCUCAGGGCCUACUCAGGUAUUGUCCUAGACGUCUGUAAGGACGUUGAGGAGGUGGGCGCUUGCGGCCAAGUGUGA
Rhizoctonia solani is the source of this 2268-nucleotide messenger RNA. Its product is annotated as Retrotransposable element Tf2 protein. Bases 1 to 2268 code for a protein of 755 amino acids. Gene Ontology annotation, molecular function: nucleic acid binding. The transcript has 2 exons. Lineage: Eukaryota; Fungi; Basidiomycota; Agaricomycetes; Cantharellales; Ceratobasidiaceae. The record is from RefSeq and is a predicted model, not a curated record. Gene Ontology annotation, biological process: DNA integration.